AGCUUCCCAUUUAACCGUCUGUCCUGAUCCGUCUGCCUGUCUGUGAGUCACCCUGGAUCAGAUAGUCUGGUCUUUGUAGAAGGAGGGAGAGAGCAUCCAAGAGCAGGACCUUUUAAAACACAAACCAGCAGAGGAAGAGGAGAAAACCUGGAGUGACGGACACCAUCACACCCAUGAGAGACAUGGGGGGAAAAGAGAAGACGGUUUUGGUGAUUACAAACGCGCCCGAAUACAAAGGGUGAGUCUUUUUGGUGACUUAUUUCUCUGUUUCUCAGAUUGGCAUCAGAAGAGCGGCAUUUUUGGUGACGGUUCGUGUUAUUCUUCAGAGUGGCACAGCAGUCUUUAACGUGCAUUUUGCCCAUGUUUUGCAUUCUGACACCUCCUUUCCCCUGGUGUCGCUUACGCUCAGAGCAAGGUGCCACUUGUCAAGUUACACGGCACUCUGAUUUACUUUGUGCACAUUCGCUUUGCACUUAAUUUGAUCAGACAAAAGAGGUUUUUUUUCCACCUUUUCCUCAUGGAGAGAAUAAAAAAAAACAUCAGAAAAAGGAGUUUGACAUAAAAACAAAACAACCAGAGAUUCUCUGCUUUAUGUGCAACUGAUCUACAAACAUCAAUCUAGUAAAAACUACAAUAAAGAGAUUGUAAUGAAGCUAUAAAGGGUACGUUUGUGCAGCUGUGGCUAAAAUAAGAGCUGUGCUUUGUUCUUGGCGAAAUGGAAAAGUACACCGAGUGGUAGAAGAUCUUUAGUUACACACUUGUGCAGAAGCUGCUGAGCUGUUGUCAGUGUGAAGGAUUGGAGAGGCUGCAGCAACCUCUGAAUAUGUUUGUUGGUGUGUAUAUCAAUGCAUACGCUGCAGCAUGUGAGUGUGUGAGUGUGUGUGUGUCUCAGAAGCCAAUAUAAAGUAACUGUACCCAUAAGUAUUCUGCAUCUGAAUUUAUAUAUGUGUUUAUUGUAUUCAGCACUUGACGGCGGAAUAUCAGGGUCGCCCAGGUUCGUUAAAAGUCCUGGCACCGUCCGUCCGUCCGUCCUGAGGGAACAUCCUCAGUUCAGCUAUUUGCAUUCGACACUCCGGAGAGCUAUGGCGAUGAGACAUUGAUCAUGUCUUGGCUUUCAAGCUGCCGCGAGCUGGCAGCGCCGGGGAAGAGGGAAUGCCAGCUUUAGUCAGAGGAAAAUAAACCUGUUGAUCACUUGAUAUUAUCGUGUUGGACACUCAUCAUUCUUAAUAUGAUUCCUAUUAAUGUGAGAAGAGUCUGCGGUCACCUGAGGAUUCUGUCUACUGGGGAAAAGUCUUUUCGUCUGCUUGUGAUUGAGGUGGGGGGUCUCCUCUUACUCCUUGCUCACUGAAUUUUUCUGUUUGCUUUCUUUGGUCGAGUUGAGAUCAGAUUUAAUCUGACAGUAAUGUCCUGUAGCCGUUUAUUCUCUUUUGUACACGCACAUACGCUCAGAGACACCUCCUUCACAUUCCUAUGGUUUAUAGGCUUCGAUGGCUGUUUCCAUGCAACUACUAAACCGACACAACAGAGGCCCCUGAGAGAGAUAGCACCCUCUGUGUCCAUUCAAGCCGGCCCCUCCUACUAAAGGCUUUUGGGAGUAGACCCUCUAUGCUGGCAUGAUACCUAAAAAAGCCCCCUAAUCUGCCCUGUUGCUGUUUCUGUACCACAUAGCAAACAAAUGCACUUUUACACAAGUUUAUUUAUUAUACAUGUAGACACGCACACGUGCACCUGACACAUGCAGCAGCAGCAGCGUGUCCCCCUCACCACUUAACCAUAUCUCCACUGAGAGCGUCUGCAGUGACUGUUUACCUAGCAGCAGAUACACAAAGCAGACACUGAGAUGAUAUCUUAAAUAUCACUUCACGACAACCUACAUGAAGUUUUGACGUUGCUGAACAGGAUCACCCCUGCUCAUUGUGCAACAUUCAAGCCCGGUUUGUUAUUCCACUCCGGCUCGGAUGAAGACUGACAUGCCCCCUGCUCUGAUGGAUAAAAAUAAAUAAUUUGGGUUUUAUAGUUGGAAAUACGCCACUAAUUCUUGUUUAAUUUUCUAUAGAUUAUAAAUUAAUCAAUUCAAACAAAAGGUAAUAUUUCAGGAGUUGAAAGACGCGUUGGGCCGAAUCUCAAAGGGCACCACUCUUCCUGCUCAAGUGUCACAGAGUGCAACCAAGACAACAAGCGUCAUCUGUGUUUUGUGUGGAGUAAGGACACAGUGGAAUGAUAAGCACCCGCUGUGAACAGCUGUUGAUAAUCAGAAAAUAGCACGACUGCGUAAGCUAAGUGUCGUUGAUCCAUACGUGUUAAAUCCAGAAGAUACAGCGGGGAAAUACACAAAUAUACGAUGACGAGGAAGCUGUUUUGUCCUGUUUUAGUAUUCUGGGCCAAGUUAUGGUCAGACACGCGCAGGCGCCAUAAAAGAGUUAUGUUGUGUGUCAUAUGAACAUCCACACGGCUAUGAAAUGGUCGUCGUUUACAGAUUUAUUCACUCUCUGACCUGUUUUCAAAAAGUACCGUUUACAGUCACCUGAAACGCUGUUUCUGUGUGAAUGAAACGCCGAUACAACAAAAAACUUUAGCGUUUACUCCUGAAUUUGUUUCUGUGUGGAUGAGUUGAUAUCACCUUCAGACAGACUUUGUACCAAUUCCACACAACUGACUCGCUCUUGUCCUAUUUAGCCACAAAAUUAUCGCCGUCUUUUGCAAACGCCAUGUUUGUUUACACUGGUGUUUGUGGGAACUGGGGAGUGCUCCCACAGGAAGGGGGAGCCCACGCUGGCCUGGAGUGGCGAGACAUGAUAGAGAGGAAAGUCAAGGGAUGAUUUAAAUUUUUUUAACAUCAUAAUCAAAUAAUCCGAUUACGAUUUAAUAUUGAUUAAUCACGCAGCCCUACAAAACUGAUAAACUGCAUUGUAUAUUUCGACAAAUGAUGAUUAUGUGGAUGUUUAGUGAAAAGGAUAUAUAACAGCAGUGAGCUGAUGGCCUGUUUUAAACAUGUAUGUAACCGAUGAGACUCCACCCAAACUCAACCAAACAGUGGGUCGACCAAGAAAGAAGCAAAGAGUUGGGGUUGAAGUGAAUCUUGGUCUCCUUGGUUACGGUGUGCCGUUUGCAGUCAGCUGUGCUCUCAAUCAUGUGAAACUUGUACUUUUAAUAUUUUCAAAUUUAAUAAGUUAUUAAAAAUCCACACAGAUAGAAAGAUGAGCCAUUCAGACUAGAAUCUCCGUAAACAUGUUGAAUUUUGCUGAUCGGAGCCUCAUCAAGCGGCAAACUCGAGGAAGUGACCACCAAACACUCAAUGUCAUCUAGGUGUCUUUUUUCAGGCUAAUUUAGCCCAAAAAAUUUAGACAGUCCGAAUCUAGAUGUUGUUUAGACGUAUGGUGAAGACGUCUUUUCAACCUUUUGCUUGGUGGAGGCAGUUUUAAUCUCUUCCACAUCAGCUUCAUUUCUCGACUGGAGGUUUCUGCUUGGCUUUUAAAAGCAGGAGGCGAAUGCCGAGGGCCGACUGCCUCCAGAGAGAAGAGAAGGAGGUUAGUCAUCAACAUUUGGAAACAGCCAACAAGAACCUGAUGCUUGUGAAAAAGGCUGACGGUGGAGAAAGAUACUCUGCAGCAGGAGCUGUAGGUCCUUAAGGGAGAGUCCUUUAAUGAAGAGAGGGGUAAACAGAGAAGCUUGAAUCAUCAGCUGCAGGAAAGGCCAGUGGAAGUCUUGAAACAGCUCAGCAGGAGGCUGUAAAGUAGGGGUGUGCAGUAUGGACAAAAUGCAGCGCACUCCCCUGCUGCUCUGCUGUCUGUAUGUUGGAGCUUUGGGGAAUCAGGCUGACACACACAAGCAUAAGCAGAGGAAUGCAACACCCUGCCUGUUUACUCCACUGGACUUAAGCUCCUUCGCUGUAUUCUGGUUUACAGGAUCAAGACUUUAUGACAGGGCUACUCGCUAAAAGCCUGUUUUAUUUUUGUUUUCUGCGGCGACGUAAGAGGCUCGGUAUGUCUGUGCAAAUCCAAACUUUAUGAACAGACACUGACAGAUGAUCACGGGGAGCUGCUGCGAAAAAUAAAAGAGUUAAAGCUCAGUAUGUUUGAGGUUAUAACAGUGCUUCAUUAGCCUACGUGUACGGUUCUUUCUUCUGUUUUCCCUGAGGAGAGUUUGGAUCUGGAUUAUCUUCCAUCUGCAAACAUUUGGAAAUGACUGUCCAGUUUAUUCCUACUCUGUGAUCCUGGUGCCAUUUUGGGUCCCUUGUCGAAGACUGACACACACACACACACACACACACACAGGGGUGUUGGAGUGUCACCUGUUACCUCCUUGUCUAUUAUAGUGUCUCUGUUUUUAACUCUCUCUAUUGUUCACAGCUUGUACCUUGUUAACCCAAGGCUUUGCGUAGACACAACUACGGCAUUCACAAACAGUCCAGAUGAAUAUUUAAUAAUACUAAACGCAUUAUUUUUAUUGCUGUCCGUGUGUGUUUAAUCGGCCUUGAAGCUGGUAUAAAUAGAUUUGGGAUAUUUAAUGCGCUCGGCGGGCAGGUUUGAACUUUGAUUUCGCCUCUCAUCACUUUGCUCUUAUGGCACAUUUGGCAUUGGAGGGGGGAUCCCUUUUUUUUUUGGUCCCAACACAGACAGUUGGACCCCCACAGUCCUCAGGGCUUUCAUGAUUCAUAGCUACUUGAAGAGUUAUGAGACUCAUGCGGAUCUUCCUAUCGGUUACAUGGAGGGAUUACGAUGGAGAGGACAGAUUGGAACCCCCCUCGACAUUUUAUAGAGAGGGGGAUUAAACAGGGCCGCCAAGCAAAGUAAACAGACACAAACUACAGCAUUGCUUGGACAGCGGCACACUGGCUACUCGUAUGCAUGCACACAUUAAACGCAGCCGCAUACUUUAGAAAAUACCCUUAUGUAACGUGUGGUUAAAGCAACAACUGCAUCGAGUCAAAGCGACCACAAUGGAAAGCGAUCUGUUCGGGUUGAAUUCCUGUCUGCCCGGCAACCAGCGCUGUGACAGCUCCUACCUCCUAAUGGUUUUUCACUGAUGGAGGUUUUCCAUUUCUGGUGAUAGUGUGCCCCUUGACCCUCCCUCGCCCUGUACUACUGAGGACCCAAAAUAAAGUCCUUUAAAGUGAGUGACCCGGGUCACCAGGCCUAGCGGGGUGACGGGGCUCUCCAGGGCUGCAAGUCAUCUCAGCUGCAGCCGACACCGUCAAAACAGGAAUCCGAUUCUUGAAAGGCGCUCCGCAAAAACAGGCCGAGAGGUGGCCGGGUCGGCCAACUGUUGUGUCUCAUGGGGGGGUAGAAGAACUUUUCACUUCCUGUUACCAAGAGGUUGUGUUACAUUUACGUAAAACAUUAUUUGUGAUACAGUUACAUUCACCUUUUUAUUUCUAGGAUCACUCGGAUGAUCACGGGUCGUACAUGAAUAAACAGAACGUGCAUCAUCACAAGUGGUCACAUUUAAUCUGUUAAAGGUACAGAGCGCAAUAUUUAAAAUUGAGAGUCUUUAAAUCUGCAAAAUACGGCACCGAACAAACUAACUCGUAGAAUUAAACGAAUAGCUGCCCCGAAUUUCACCAACUGGAACAUCAAUAUCUAACUUUUGAUUGUGCUAAAUAUUCCCAUUUCUACUCCUAUUUCAAUUGAAAUGAGUUAAAGACAGUUCAUGUUUAAUUUGAUGAAUCGGUGUAGAUUUCAUAUGCAGCACUUCAAUGUAAAACUCAUGCAUAUUGAAUUUCCUUUUGGGGAUAAAUAAAGUUCUUAUCUUACAGCAAUUACUGGACAAUUUUCCAGCGAAUAUUUUCACCAUCUUCCACGACUCAACGUUGAAUCAUUUGCUGCUCAAACAUGGGGUGACAUUGCUCUUUGGUAAAGUUUGGUAUGCUCGUGCAGAACUUCUGCUCGCUAUCGUUAAAAAAAAAAUAGCACCUACGUAUGACCUUCGGUGACCUUUGGAGAGCCUUUGACUUUACUAAGGCCAAAAGUCACAGUUUAUUGGUUGUGCGUGCCUCUAAUGCAGAUCUACGCCGACAUUUGAUUGGUUCAUCUUUGAGCUGUAAUUGCUUUGAACAUAUAAUCCAACUAAAAUUGAUAAAGAACUUUGAUUGGGGUGUACUCAUUUUUGCAUCCUGAUUUUAAAUUGAAAAAAAUACAUUUUUGUAUGCAACUUAAAAAAUCUUGUUUGCAAUCAAUGACCUACAUUUGGGGGAGUAUUUUGUUUUAUUGUCCUACAUAGAAAAUGUUGAUUUGACAGGAAACUAAACAUCUCUGAAGGGGUGUACUUAUUUAUGCUGAGCACUGUAGUUGCAUAUGUACCUACAGUGUCCCGCCUGGAUAAAAGUAAAUACAUAAAGAUCAAAAUAUAAUACAGUUAUUUGAUAUGAAAUAAAAUAAUGUAGUCAUAAAUCACUGCAUGUAAAAACCCAGCAUAAGUAGCAGUGACAGGUGCCUCCCUGGUCGCUCUUUCAGUUUUAGCUCUGCAGCUGAAAUCCUACCCUGAGAAAGCCCCUGAUGCUGGAGAACAGGCCUGGCUGCUACACGCAGACCACAUCCCAUACUCAGUCUACGCUGAAACUACAACCACGCUCUGACCUCUGUAAUUGUCAAGCAGAGGCAGGACAUUUACACUCAGGGGGUAUAAAUAUCCCCCCAGUGAUCUUCCAUGACUCCCUGUGAGGCUCAACAGGUAGGGCGCAGCGGAAAGCCAGCUGUCUCCCCCCACAUCAUCAGUCAUCCAGUUUGGAUCCAGACUUGCAGACUGCUGAUCGGUCUGAUCAAAGCAUCUGCGGUGCCCUCGUUUCAACAGCGUACAUUAAAGUUGUGUAAUAACCCUGAGAGGAGAUUUUGUGAUUUUCCACUUCUCUGAAUGUCGGAGUCCUUUUAAUAAUCGGGUUUUAUAAGCAGAGGUGCAAAGCAGCAGUGAGGGCUCUUCUAUAUCAUCGUGGAUUUACAGGAUUGUUGCAUGAAUGUGAAGCAGCGCCCUGAUAUUAAAGAUAAUUGAUUCACUGUAUUAGAUAAUGUUAGAUUUACAGACUGGGGUUAUUUAUAGUCGGCAGCUUAAGACUGCUCUAAUUUACUGCUUUGUAAUGACUCUGCUGGUUAUAUUCCUCUCCGCUAAUGAGCAAAAACAAACUACGCUAACUUGAGACAACUUUGAGGAGCUUUAUGUAAUUAAUUAACACCACCAUUAAAGCCAUCAUGAUAAAUAAAUGUCUUGAACAAACAUAUUUUUUUUUUAAAUGGUGAUUUAAACUCUUAAUUUACGUGAAUAAGCUUUCAUUAACGUUUUAUCUCUGUUUUGAUUUCAGGUCAGACAAGAAGACUCUGAGUACUGAGUCUGUUUCCGGAAAAAAGAACGGGAAACCCCCGACAUCCGCCGUACCGCCUCCCAUUCCCAUGUCGCCCAUCGUAGAGAAAAUGGAGGGGCUGAAGGCCAUCCGUAACCGCAGCAACAGCCUGCGUCUGGGCCGGCUGGCUUUCUACCGACACCUGGAGAAGGUGGAGACCAUGCGCUGCUUCUGGGAGCUCAAACACGUGGAGCUGGAGGGAGGAAACCAGCAGGUAACAUCGACACACCGUCCUCUAGUCUUAUAUGUUGAGACAAACUUGAAGAUAAAGUUAAUAAUGGUGGAUAUUAAAGGUGGGGUCGUCAGGAUCUGAGGAGGUUCCAGUUUUUAGGAGAAAUCUUGAAUGCAAACUCUACCCCUCCCAACCAGUUUCCCCCUCAGCUCCUCCUCUCCCCUCAAGCCCCGCCCACAAACAGACGCUCCUGCUCGCUCGUAUUGUUCCAAUUAAAUUCAGAUAUAAUGCAGAUAAAUCCUUCAGAUCAUUACAAAUGGGGCCCAGUCAAGGUGAAAGUCAAAAGCAUUGGUGCUACUGUAGAUGCCAACAGACUACCAGCAAACACAAUGUUUGCAGGACUUCUACAACGAGGAUAAAGUGACAUAGUCCAGGACCCGAGGGAGGACAGUUUAGCGAUGGAGCUACAACACGCUACAGCAGGUCCGUUUGACAAGAAACACUUCUGUUACAGACACUUGUCUUACUUUGUUAAAGCGGUUUACCUGUCCAGCAGAAAGGUUACAGGGUCUGUUAGAUCCCGAAGUGUCCCCCAUCGUUUAUGUUGACUCGGCUUCUUUGCUCUUGCCCGGACUACCUCCAUUUUAAGCGCUCAUUAUUCUGCCAGAGUCUCCGGUAUUUACUUUGUUUUAUUGCUUGUGUUUUCCGUUCUUUCUGGUUGGUUUCUACUGUCCGAUAUUGUAGCACGCUAACUUUGUUUGGGCUCGUGAACGACACGGGGGAGCAACAUCUGCCUCACAACCAAUCAGGUUAGAGGAGGAGGAGAACGGCUUUGUUUACAGUCAGAAAGAGCGGGCUGCUCAAAAAAUGUAAAAUGUUAACUGCACAGGCAUAAAAAAAACUUUGAUAUUGCAAUAUUACCAAAUGUUAUCAAUAACUAAAAGCUAUUGACUGAUAACAAAAACAUUUUUUGUAUAUACACCACAAAAAAAAAUUUGUUUGUUUUAUUUAUACAUACAUAUCUAUUUUUUUUCUCCAUAUUUUGUUUUUUUUCUCUUUUGCUUUUAUCCUGUUGUUUUUACUCUGUAAUGUGUCCUUGAGUGUCUAGAAAGGCGCUUAUAAAUUAAAUGUAUUAUUAUUAUUGUUAUCUACUGUCCUAAAAUCCAGUUUUGAUUGCGUCAGAUUUUCUGUUUUUGUGAAACUGUAAUGCUGCCUGAUACUGCCUGUGCUCAGCCUGAGCCUCAGUCAUCACUGUGUGCAGAGGGGGAAUCAGGGGAACUGAAAUAACUCCCUGCAGACGCUGUUCCAGCGCGCUGCACCUGUUGGCAGACUCAUCAUGUCCAGACAGGUGGAAUACAACGAGAACACUAGAGGGAGUCGUAGAUCUUUGCAUGCUUCGAAUCGUCCUCCCAGUUUGAAGCCUGUUAACUAUCAGCCAGUCUCACACGUUCAGUAAGACACGGGCUGAUAGAGCUGCGAGCCACAAACCCCGCAGCCACAAGGUGGAAGCACAGAGUCAGUUUGUUUAGAGAGACUUUUGCAUGAGUCACUGAGGAUAUCUCUCUUUGAGGAAAUUAAUGUGACAAAAUACUGUAUAAUUGACAAGAUAACUGAGUGGAAAAACCACAACCUCUAGGGUUGUCAAAAGUCAGCUUCUGAGUGUAUCAUUGAUCCAGCUGUGUGCUGCAUGUGAGGCAUCCCUGAGAUUCAGUGCACUCUUUGUAUUAAUUAAUUUCUCUUCUACCUUACAUAAGUGUUCGUAUGAGUGGAGUAAUGCUUUGUUUUUGAAGAGUGGAGAUGGGUGUAUGUUCGUCUGCAUGGGGUGUCCGGGAAGCUGCAAACUAGGGAUGCACUGAUCUGAUAUUUGGAUCGGAUAUCGGUGCCGAUGUUGACAAAUUAACUGGAUCAGAUAUCUGAUGAAUGAUGCCGAUCCAGCAUUCUGGUCCAGUCUUUUUAUUCUUUUAAUUAAUAUCAUACACAGAAACAUAUUAUUUGUUAAUAAUUAAAAGUAAGUAAAUUUAUAUCUGUGUUAAUUUGUCACCUUUUUUUUAACAAAGCUAAUGUCGAGCCUGAUACCUUCACUCACAGGGCGAGGUAAACAGUUCAUUCAUUCAACAGUAGUAUUGGAUCAGUAUUGGAUAUUGGCCGAUACGCUCAGCCCAGGUAUCGGUAUCGGUAUUGGAUUGGAUCUCUUCUGCAAACAUCACUCCUCUUGGUGCAGCAAAAUGCACUCACUGGUCUUGCCUUGUCGUGUUUUGCAAGUUGAACUCUGAAGCCUGAGCCCUCGUUCACACUCUCACAUUAGUUAAGUGCAUUGAGAAACUUGAUGCAGAUCACGUGCGCUCCAAAUUCUGCAGGGUGGUCAAAAUGGAUCAUCUGUGAUCCUUUCCACGCUGCUCAGGAUAUGCUCGUAUGAUAAAUUCGUAUAUGAAAUAAUUUCUUCGUCCGUGCGCCUCUUUUUCUGUUGGAUGUAGAUGCAGGUAAACAAUCGUCAGGAGAUGGUGUUUGCCUUGUUGAGAAUGUGUUUUGUUUGUUUUUAUUCGUCUCGUCAAACUUAUAAAUCAGCAGCGCUUUCCAAGAGACCACGGUGGAAAUAUUUCAGCUUCAUGGGAGGCAGCAUGUGUAACCAGAGAUCAUGAGCCUGUCACAGAGCUCAGGGAACAACUCUCUCACCACCCACUCCAUCUCUGAACUCCGACCUCAGCUGCACCUUUGCUCCAACACCUGUUUGUCCGUCUCCCCCCUGUGUGCUUCACUAUCCCCCCAUCCUCCUCACAUCACCACUUCACACCCCUCAUAGUUUAACUACUACAUACUGUUCCACGCCGUUAUCAGACACAUGCAGAUCCUUCAUUAACAAAUACGGUCACUCAGCUCUGCUCGCCGCACAGGUUCUCCUCAGAUUCCCUCUGAGGAAUAGUUUCCCCCCUCAGGGCUCCUGCUCUGUAACCCUUGACCUCACCUCACACCUGCUGCUGCUUGUUAAAUCAGCUGAUGUGCUCCAAAAAUUCCCACUUAGAGGAAUCGUGCAAAUCUAAUGUGUGACAGAGCAGUUUGGAGACAAAACUUGGCGUAAAAGAAAACUUUUAGUAGCUGCAGCUGCAUAGAAACUGAAUGUUGCUGAAUGAAGUGAAAGACAGUUAAACCUGGUUUGUCAUUUUCUCAAAUAAGGUAAAGUUUUAUAAUAAGUAGAGUAAUUUUCUACUCUUUCUUAUCCUGUCUGGUUGUAAAUAGAGUUGUUUUAGCCUUGUGCUGCUGGUUUAAUUCACCUCAGAGGAAAUUAAACGGUCAUUUCUCUCGACUGGUUCUUGUUUUAAUGGACAAACAUCACGUGGUUUGUUUUCACACACGUCCUGCCAUCUUAGCUGUUUGUGAAUGCUCAUCUUAAAUACAGGAUUGUGAUUGGUCCACUUUAUCUGACACUAAGGGUAAAUGUUUAGCAUGGCAGCAGCUUCAGAUCCACAUGCCAGCGAAAAUUAAUAUGAGCUGACCGAUGGUUCUGGUACAGCAGACUCCGGUCCUCCCCUGCUGGCCUUUAAGAGGAUGCAAGCCUGGUGUCACGUUUGAAACGGCUAUUAUAUUUGUUUCUGUGAAGUCUAUGCUGAGUGAGUGAAAAUAAAAUUUCAGGCCUAUACGCAGAAAAAACACGGACUCCUGAAUCUUAAAUCUAUCUAUAAAAAGUAUUCAGACACCGAGAUGUAAUGGAAACCCUUCACGUUGUAAUGCACCAGCCUGUUUAUCAGGGAAUGAGGGGGAGGGGUCUGAUCUGCCUGACUGCGGUGGUCACGUUCUACUAUGUGAUAUAAAUCAUGAGCUCUUGCACUCGCUGUCGUACACACAGAGGCAUCCACAAUCCAGGGAAACCUGCGUAUCUUUAUCUAAAGGUUGUUUGUGGCUUCAAGCAUGGAAACUAGAAACAGGAGAACAUUUGUAUGUGGUUUUUUUCACUUUAAAUGUCAAAGUUUUCCUGAAUAAUUCCAACUCUCCCAUCCUCCUCAUGAAUUUAAACACUCAAACCUUAACUCUGGUUUAGUUUAGCCUAGUCACCCUUGCCCUCUCCAGAAUGUAAUAAUUGACUAUAACCACUCAAACCUCCUACUCUCUUUUUCUCCCCAGAGUGUAUUUGAUGACUUUAACCACUCAAUCCUUAACUCUGGUUUAGUUUAGCCUACUCUCCUUAGCACCUUUGACUUAAAUAACUCAAACUUUAACUCUGGUUUAGUUUAGCCUUCUCUCCUUUCCUUCUCUCCACAGUGUAAUUGACGACAUUAACCACUCAAACAUUAACUCUGGUUAAGUCAGGCUUACUCUUCCUUCCUCCUCUCCAAAAUGUAUUUAAUGACUUAAACCAAUCAAGCCUUAACUCUGGUUUAGUUUAGCCCACUCUCCCUUCCUCCUUUCCAGAAUGUAUUUAAUGACUAUAACCACUCAAACAUAAGUUCUGGUUAGUUUAGCCUACUCUCCCUUCCUCCCCAGAGUGUAUUAAAUGACUUUAACCAAUCAAACCUUAACUCUGGUUUAGUUAUGCCUACUUUCCCUUCCUUCUCAUGACUUCAACCACUCAAACAUUAACUCUGGCUUAGUUUAGCCUACUCUUCUUUCCUCUUUCCCAGAGUGUAUUUGGUGACUUUAACCACUCAUACAUUUACUCUGGUUUAGUUUUGCCUUCUCUCACUUCCCCCUCCUCAGAGUGUAAUUGAUGACUUAAACCUCUCAAACCUUAACUCCGGUUCAGUUAAGCCUACUCUCCCUUCUUCCUCACCAUAGUGUAUUUGGUAACUUUAACCACUCAACUAUAACCUCUUGUUAAGCCUACUCUCCUCUCCUUCUCUCCACAGUGUAAUUGACAACUUUAACCACUAAAACAUUAACUCUGGUUUAGUUAAACCUACUUUCCCUUCCUUCUCAUGACUUCAACCACUCAAACCUUAACUCUGUCUUAGUUUAGCCCACUCUCCACACAAAUGAUGAUCAAUCAGUUCAGGGUUAUUCCUGUCUCUCUUUUCAACCCUGUUUUCUGUGAGACAUAUGUCAAAGACAGACAAGUGCAGAAGUAGCAGCACGUGCCCCCGGAGAUGAUAAACUUAGCCCCCAUUACAUGCAGGUGUUUGUUUACAUGUAAGCGUGUUUGUCCGCUGGUUUGCCAUUGUAAGAAUUUGCAGUGAUUCAUGUAAGACUGUCUGUGUUUUUUGAGGUAUAGGGGAGUGAAGCUUCUGCAGGACAGAUAUACUGAGGGGUUCACAUGCAUGCGUGAAGUGCUGCGUCUGAAGUUAAAGGAUACCGCCGGGGUCUCACUAACAUACCAGCAGCAACAGAAGGCAUCUGAUUCUGCGUACAGCAACGACACGACACCCUGAGCCCGAUACCACCUGUCCCCUUCUCGUCUCAGAGACAGCAUGUCCUCUCCUUUUAGGUCCCGGGUGGGAGGCAGGGAGAACGCCGGGUGGAGGGUGACUGGUUGGCUGGGUGGGCUGGCGGCUUCACAGCACAGAGCCUGUUCUUGUCUGAGCUCGCAGUGAGCGAGAGAGAUUAAGCAUUUAAUGCACAGCUUUAGACGCCAGGCUAUUUCAUCAUCAACUCCUGCUGUUGCCCUAUGUCAACAACCUGUUGCCACCUGAGAGUCGUUUGCCACAGGUGACAGAGAGGCUGAAGUAAGACAGACAGCCAGUACAGGUGGACUACAGGGAGAGGAAGAUGGAGAAUUUCCUGAGGGAUAAAGAUAUUUGGAUAUUAGGGAGUGUGUGUCUGGUGGCUACUUUCCUGUGGGGACCACUGUGGAAAUUAUUCUCAGGAAAGAGGAGGAGAAAGGCUGCAUCGUCCGCAGACGCACAGGUAACAAUGACAAAAAUGUGGACAGGUGUAUUUUGGAGCAUGCCAGAAGUUUGUUUAAUCCAGGUAGAUCUUGGAGGAUUGUUGUCAAUAACUUCAGAAAUGAACAUGUCUCUGUUUAUGGAUCCCAGCUGUCAGUCACUCUAUAAAUUACGCCAGAGGCUGACACGCUGCAGGCCUGCAUAAACCGGAAGUAAUGCAUGUUAUCAAAUUAUCACUUGAAGUCAUGCUGUCUAAAUGCCAGUGUGAGAAAAUGUUGAACAAUUUCUGAUUUACUUUCAACAGAUUUGACCAAAAAGGUUAUAAAGAUCAGUGAUGUUUUACAGAAAAUAUGUGUGAUAGUUUGGACGAGUCGGAACAGAUCUAAAUAAACUUUUGGUCCAAAGAAUAAAGAAUAAGUGAUCAAUUUAUUACAUAUAUUUUUCUAUACAACGGAAGAGCUGUUUCGUAUUGAUACUAGUUUGAGUAUUAGUACUGCCUCAAAUCUCGUCUUGGUUAUUGGUAGUUACUCAAUCAAGAACUACCUCUAAAAUCAACUGAUUAUGUAAAGUUCACCUGUGGAGUCUUGACAAAGUGAGACUAGACCUCAACAUAAACUCCAUAACUAUAACCCGAAUAAUUACCCAACAACCAACUAAAUACACAAACAUACCAACACUUAGUGAUGAUCUAAAGAUUAUAUGAUAGCUGUAAAGAUGAUUUAUUUGAAUAGAAAUAAAACUUGACUGCUACCGUGAUGUAGUUUAUGGGUCCAUGUAUUAUUCGUCCAUCCAAUUAUUCCAUUCAAUCUAGUAAACGAAAAAUGAGUCAAUAUUUUGUUUAUUUGUUUUUCUGUAUAACCAAAAAAUAAAAAAUAGUGUUUGUUUUUGUAGCAUUUUUAGCUCAAAACAAAAUAUAUAAUAGAGAUGGAAACGAAAACGAAAUAAUAAAUCUUAUUUACAAUUAUUGAUUUUGAGUGCACCUGUUUGAGCAUAUAUGCAUGGAGGCUACAUUGGCCUUCCCAUGAUCCUCAGCAACAGUUACCAUGGCGAAAGAUGCAACAGAGUGGUUCUAGCGCCAAAAUCUUCCGUUGUAUCAGAGCUCUGGUUAUAAUUUUCUCUACAGUCAUAUCUUCCUCCUUCAGCGUGACCCUUUUGGCGGCUUUAAAAAAUACGAAAGAUGCGUCCAUCACCAUCACAGCAGGUUAGCCUUUCUUGACCGCUAUGGCCUGGAGGCUUUGGUCCACGUUGUUGCCGACUUUGUUGCUCAAUGCGCAUAUGCAAACAGUGGAAAGGCACCGUGGAAAUAGGGACAUCAAUAACCCGAAAACUAAAAGUAGAUUAAUUACCAUAUUUUUUGCACUAUAACCGCAUUAAGCCAAACAAAACAGUCAAUGACUCCUGGAGGCUACGGUAGCUGCAGUGCUCCAACAAGCCAAAAGUGCGCCUUAUAGUGUGAAAAAUAUGGUAUUUUGUUUUCAUUUCCAUCUCUUUUAUAUAUUCUGUUUUGAGCUGAAAAUAAGAAAACAAACACUAAUCUUUUAUUUUUUGGUUUUAUAGAAAAACAAAUAAACAAAAUAUUGACUGGAUUAAUUGAAUGGACGGAUAAUACACGGACCUUUAUGUUUACUUUUGUCUGUUUUCUUCAAUUUGGUGGAUGUCAUUUUCACUCUGUGGCCUAUAAUGUGUUUUGACGUCCGUCUCUCAUUGUUGCGCUGUUUUCCCACAUUUGCUAAUCUAAAGUUUUAUUCUAUAAAACUAAAUAAAUUACAAAUCUCCAGAAACUACAACAUGAGGAAGUGUAAUCAGCAAACUGGAUUUGCUAUAAUUCCUUUUCUGCAGAUUGAUGUGUGUGAUCAGGUUGACUUAGAUGUUGCGUCACUCAGAAUUAAGAGGUUUUGACCAAUCAGAAUCAAGAAUUUAACAUGAGUGAUUAGUUAAAAAGACAUUAAUUAAGCUCAAUCAAUUGAAACCAAAGUUAAUUAUGAAUAGAUGUGAUAUAAUCUUCUACGGUGUCUGGUGAUGUCGCCCACCUGUGGCCGGAGUGUGAGCCAAGGACACUGAGUGGAAAACAUCACGUCAUCUUUCCUGCGUCACACACAUGACACCAGCCAUGACAUCUAAAUUCUGUCAGGUAGUACUUGGCUCCUCCGCUCCAUCCAGCUGAGGCCUCACAUACCUUAUCCAGUAUAACCCACUUUAUUAUGUCAACAUAAUCCAGCAUGACGCUAGCGUAAUCGACUCCUCAUAAAAAGUGCAUCCGUGUCAGCUCAAUAUUUUUAUUGGUCUCAGUCUUCUUGUCCGGGGCUGACAGCAGACUUAUUACAGCUGGAUUUAUAACUCUAUUUAUCGUUUCUGCUACCUUUAACGGUUGGUGUGUCAACAUGUCGUCAACGAGGAGGUUGAUAGAAACGUGAAAACGGUAAAUCAGACAGGUGGAGUCAGAUUAAUUGAGAACUGUCCAAGGUGCUGAAGCAGCCAUAAUACUCAUCUGAUAUCUGAUUGGAUAAUCUCACUGUAAACUUGCUGCUGCUGGGAAUCUGACCAGUUAAACUGAAUCUUUUGCUAAAUUAUUUCCAUCCUGGACAAGUUAGAAACAAACAACCAUUUUAGCACCUGACACAUCUAAACUAGCAUGCCGUUGUUGUAGAACCAUAAUGUAUUUUUAACUAAAAUACAUAUAACUGGUUUAUUUAAAUCUAAAGCUGUGUUAAGCAUAGAUGAAGGUGGCAUUUACCAUUGUAAGGUUGUACCCUUGUCUCUACUCCAUUAGUUAAAACUGUUUUUUUUUAACCCUGUUAAACUCCAUUUUAAAGCUCCUGUGAGGAGUUACUUUGACAUUAGGGGUGGGCGAUCUGGAAAAAAUCUCAUACCACUUUUUUUUUUUUUUUUUUGCAAAAUCCAAUCACGAUUUUAUCAUGAUUUUUCCAAGGUAAUAGGGUGAAAAAUAGAAAUAAUAAAUUAGAUAAUAUAUCCAGAUAUUGGCAACGAACAGCAUUAUAUUUAUCUUAACUGGAUGAGUCUCAUUCUCAGAGAAAAAUAGGAAGCAGUUUCUUUAUCUUGUCCUUUUUUUGUCCAAUUUUUCCGCCACUGCAGUUACUUUUAUUAACAUUAACACGUUAAUUCUGUGGGUAAAUUAAAAUGUGCUCUCUUAACUUCUAAAAUUUAGAUGUGAGAGGGCAAGAAAUUUAUGUAGACACAUUUUAGGGACACAAUGUGUGCUACAGACAGUUCUACAAUCUCUGUGCUUUGGCAGAUCGUCGUCACUAUUUAAUCUUUCUCGAUCUAAGAUCGUCAGAUCGUACGCCCCUAUUUAACAUUGAUGAAAUAGACUGAUAUUCAUAUUGAAGUCUUUUUAUGAGAUACACUUUCAAGCAAGACCAUCAGCGAGAAAAUCUUCUAUUUUUAUCUUGUAAUUUUUGAUGUCUGAAAAUGGUGGGGGUCGGUGUUGGCUGAACAGCUGAAGAGACAGGCCGGUUUUGCACAAGAUGUUCGCAAUAGAUGAUACAGUUAAGUGUCUAAAUGACAUUUUUAUCAGAAGAUACAACCUAAAAUUUGUGGAUGACGGGUAACUGCUUUGUCCACAUGGGGCACCAGACCUUAACUUCCUCACAGGAGCUUUAAGUUUUAUUUUUCACAGAGUUUAAAAGUGCUCAAGUUACUUUGUGAGGCGCUCAACUUUGAUUUUAUCUUAAAUAAAAGCAUAUAAACACGUCCCUACUCCAGUCUCAGUAACAAACCCAUCUUUUGUACUGUACCUCAUACUGUGUGAGGCUCCCAGAGAGUAAACUGCGGCUUGCUAAUGCGCGUGAGCAUGACUAAUGUGAGAAGAGCUUCUCCUGCCUCGGAUUCUCACACUCACAUAGCUCGGACUAAAUUAGCUCACAGACAAAUAAAUAAAGGAGGGAUGGAGGUGGGAGUCAGUCAUAGUUUCAUGUAAUGGCUUUAAGAAUACAACAUGACUAACAUGCACGGGAUUAAACGUGUUUUUGUUUUAAUCUCGUCUAGUAGAUCCAACCAUGGACAGACACAUGCGUAUUUUUAACUUCCAGUCCUUCAUUUCAUUACAACACAGUCGAGAAAGAUGGAAUUAAUGAGCUAAGGUGUUUGAUUUAUAAAAACUUGUGCAUAUAAAAUCUUUGAGAUGAGUCCAAUCAGCAUAUAAAACAAUAAACAGUUUAUAGUAUAUAACAGUUUUUUCUCACGUUUAAAAGUUUUAUUCAAACUUUUUCAGUCCAGAGGAGUAGCUGAAAACCAGAAGUUAAUAAACAGUGAAGAAAAAAAGAAAAUCUAAUCAUGUAAUCAGUUGGUUUGGUAAACAUACAGUCUCAGUAAGACUAUGUGAAGCUUUGAAGCCUGUUGACUUCAGUCACCAUGUUGGAAAUGCUAACUCAUCCUGACGUAUGGUUGAGCUGGGCCUUUAGCCAGCGGUUGGAUUCGUCAAAAUAAAUAGAUUGGGGUGUACAGACAAUUAUUCAUACUCAUAGAUAAACAUGUGUCUUUUUUUUUCUUGCUUUUCUCCUGAACUGACACCCGGGAGCUCUGGACAUGUGUUUCAUAUUAGAGGCCUUGCAUAUCCAAAGUUAACAGGGAUCACCUUCCGAAAUAAAUAUAUGUUACUCUGAUCCUCAAUCCUAUUAAAAUGCCGACAAGAAAAGUUCAGAAAAGUCAAAUCAGGUUGACUAUAUCUGACCUUGUUUCACAUCAAGUUAGUUCCUAAUCAGUUUACUGUCUGUAUGUCAUUAUGAAUGGAAGAAAAAGGCCCUUACUUGUGUAUUUAUUUGAUCUAAACUCUGAACUCAUGAAUGUUUUCCUCCUCAGCGUUACUAUCUCCCUGUUUUGUCCUCUGUCUCUCUGUCUGUCUGUCUGUCUCUGGUAUAAGGACACCGGGGGAAUGUGCUGUUUUUGCCUGGACUCCCCUGGCCUCUCUGUUGGUGUCCAUUUUCAGUCGUUUGCAUAACCGUUCACUCGCUCGCUGCUGCUGAUAUGUACCAGAGUUUGGACCAAUCACGUUCACUCAGUGCAAACAAGCUCAACAGAUAGCUCUCCUAUACCCUCGUCUCACUUUGUCUAAUUAGUUCAUUAGGAAGAGUGAUUUUCUGUCACGAUAAAGCAAACAAAAACACUUUGACUUUGUAAUUAAGCAGUUUUAAACAACAGUGUGAUCGAAUGAGUAUUAAGUCGUCUGAUAUGAUUCAAAAAGCAGUUUGGUGAUUGUAUUUUUAGGGUUUGGGUGUUGUGGAGUGCAGAGGUGGCGAUUGAGAGCAGGAUGAAAUUAAUCUGAAUCAAACUUUGGGCCAACAUGAAGUGACUCGCUGGCAGUCGAGUCGGGCUCAGACCGCAGUCGCUGUUUAUGAUUUGACACCGUGUACAGUAGAUCAAACGUCACCAUCAUCGACAGGUCGGGUCUGGAGAGGGGUCAGUAGGUCAGAGAUCAGCUGUGUGGGACCCUCCUCCAGAUUCACAGCUGAUCAACAGCAGGUCGUGUGGUCAAAAGAAGUCUGUGGUUCUCUUCUGCCACCCAGUGGUAGAUUCACAGAAAUGCACUUUGCAAACUGUAGCUUAAUUAUGAUUUAAAAUUGCAUAUUUGUAUUCUAUGAUUCUUAAAAAGACUUUAAACAAGCUGCCAUUAAGGAUGCACAAUAUUUCAUGUAUAUAUAUUAUUGGUAUAACUAUAUAAAAUCCUAAAAUAUUAAUUAUUUGUGUUGGCAGGUAUGAAAAAUUCCUGCACGAUGCAUUAAUUUGGCACCACCGAUGAUAAAAUCUGCCUGCAAACAACAAACCUAAACAUAUCAGCUGUAUGAGGGUGUUUUUUUUAAGUGUUGGAACUGUUCAUUUGUAAAGCACAGGUGAUGUGAGGAGGACCGGUUUACUGUAAACCUUUUAAAACUGGGAUUUAAUUGUAUGUCUCGGGAACCAAAGUAACAGCAAGAAAAGUAAGAAAACAAAAACAGAAGUCGCAAAAGAAUCCUUGAAUCACGGCUCUGGAAGUUGCAGGUUAAUGAUCGGUGUUGGUGUAGCAGUAUUUUUAUUGGUGUUGAUAUCAGUCAAAAUGAAAAUAUCAGCAAAUAUCCAAUAUCGUGCAUCUCCAGCUGCCAGCCGACACCCCCGUGUUUGUGCUGACACAAAAAGUAGAGGGACACAUGAGCUCCCCUGUUGGAAUUCUUCCCUAAGCUCUGCUGGUUUUUGUGUGAAUGAGUCUGUGCGGGCGCUUUUUUGGCGGUGGGAUUCACAGUCAUUUGAGGAGGUCAGAGGUUAACAUCUAUCCCCCAAUCCUCUUUCACGCCCAGUUGUCUUUACGUUACGUAAUAACUGACAGUGAGUAACAAACUCAGGAUAACAGAGCAAAGUCGGUUUGUGUGCAUGUAUUUUUGAACACUUAUGUAAGAUAUUUACCAGCGUGGCUCCAAACAAAAAUACAUAAACACACUUUACAGACGUCAAACAUCACCUCUUUUCCAUGACAGGAAUUUGUACGAGGCCAUAACAGAGAAAAAGGCUGAACGAAUGUUAUCACAGCAGCUGAACUGUGAAAGUACAGACUGUCAUCGGCCGGUGGUGACAUGAGUAAGUUUGUCAGAUAGAGCAGCAGCAGGUGGAGCUGCACAGAUAAUACGCAGCCUUGUUUCCAUUUUCAUUCACUCGCCUGGAAAAAAGCACCGUGGACAUUGAAGUUUGAUACGGUUUCUUCGAAAACACUAAACCAAACCUACAUCGACCCAUGAGACACGAGUCAGAAGUUUCCAGCUCUCAGAGUGCAUUAUGGGAAAACAUACGUACAUACAUAUACUGUCCAAGACAUGUUGAGUAUUUACAUUCAUCUCAUAGUGCAGCUAUAAAAACAUGAGUUAUGGGUCAGACGUCACGAGUCAACUUGGUGAUUUCCAAUGAAGGGGCCUCGCAAAACGCAGAGCACCUCUGUUGUUGCUUUAGGUUAUGUGGAAAGAUUGUGGAGCAUCUGUCUAUUUAAAAAAAAAAUGUUUUUAAUGAUAAAUAUUCACGUAAAAAAUAUCCAUGAGUUAAGAAAGCGCAUUGCAUUCACCAAAAAAGAAACAAAAACUAUUAUUUUUUGUUAUGUUUUUCAAACUAACGAAUAGGAAACAGAAAGAUGAAAAAAAAAUAGCACAAAAAACAGGAAAAAAAAUAGUCAAAAAAACAGAAAGAAAAAAAAUUGUCCAAAAAACAGAAAAAAAGCAGAUAGAAGAAAAAAAUAGUACAAAAAACAGAAAAAAAAUAGUCAAAAAAAAAAACAUAAAGUAGAAAAAAAUAGUCCAAAAAAAGGAAAAAAAUAGUCAAAAAAAAAACAGAAGAAAAAAUAGUCAAAAAAAAGAAAGUAGAAAAAAAUAGUCCAAAAAAACGGAAGAAAAACAGAGUACAAAAAAGGCAGAGAAAAAUAGUCAAAAAACAGAAAGAAGAAAAAACUUUGUCAGAAAAACAGCACAAACAAAAUACUCAAAAAAAAAAACAGUUUUCUUUACUAUUGUCAGAGAAUGCAAUACAGAUCCGUAGUGAACAGCUUUAGUAGUUGUUAAAAUCCAAAGAAAACUAGCAAAUAACUUGCAAAGUGACUUAGUGGUUACAGGAAAAAAAGUUGUGAGAAUAAAGAUAUAGUAGAUUUAAAGCCAUACUGUUGUUUAUUUACAGCUUUAUCCGCCCUUUAAGUGAGUCCAGCUGGUUGUAAACUCAGACCACAGCGGCGGUGGGAUCAGCGAGUAAAAAGAGACGCUUUGGCUGCAGUAAUUUGAAUGGAAUUAUAUUUGGUGUCAGUGAGGCCGAUGAGGCGAGUCAUGAUGAUGGUAUGAUAAGGUCUUUGUGGGCAGCCAUGUUCUAUUUAAGGGGGGAAACCCUGUAUGAUUCAGGGGCCCCAGAGCUGGACCAGGGCCCUGUGACAUGCCGGAGAUCAGUGAGCUGUCACUGAGCUGUUGUCAGUUGGCCCAAAAUUGUUAGUCUAUUGCCAGGCACCCCCGGGCAGUCUGUCUGAUUUGAGGUAGGGGGUCACAGGUUCAGCUCAUGAGUUUACAGUCCCCUAUAUGGGGUUGAUAUAGAGCAGGGUCAGCGGGCUGUAUGGAAGUUCAACAUGGAGGAUGAAGAAUGGACGCACAAUCAAUUUCUGACAUGUUUGCUUUUACUUGUAUUGCAAUUUGAGUGCAGAGGUGACACUGAAACACAAACCUUGACAAGGACUGUUUUUUCUGUCACACUGAGGUUUGACCAUAGAUAGUAUAGACUAUAGACAACUUGGCUCCGCCUUCCGUCAUUAUAUGAAUUUGAAGCCGAAUUGCUCUCGGUAUUUCCAGGAUUUUCUCGCAUUCAGCAGGAGAGUCGCUGAGAGUCGCCAUGAUGACGCUCAGCUCAAACAGUGUAUCCCCUCAGCUGAGCUACGCGAUCUACGUACACUCAUAGGCUGUAUCAAGUGUCAAUCAUAGAAAACAUGAACCCCCUAAUAACUUUUAAAAAUGGAGCUGCACAGAAAAAAGAGGACUUGAGCACAAACCAGUCUGACAGUAACUACAUGUCAACAUCGCAACCAGGGGGGAGAAACAUUUAUAUUCUGUGUAAUAAAUUUCUAAAGUUUGUCCACAGCUCCAUAGGGAUUGCUGGAGGAGGCGGGAUUUAUGACCCAUACUGCAACCCGUCACUAGAGGGUGCUGUUCUCGCGGUGGCUUCACCCAGUUAGAAGGCAGACAGAGUCCAAUCUAUAUACAGUAUCGGUUUGACAUUUUCAUAAACUACCAACAGCAAAUUUUGACACUUUUCAGUAAAAAAAAGCAAACAAUCUUGUUUUUUAAAUUGAAUUUUACAAAAACUGCCAAAAAAUUUCAAGUCAAAUUCCCAAAUGAUUCUUCCCAGUUUUCAGGAAACUUUGAGUAAGUUUUAGUGUGAGUUUUGUUAAAACAUUCAGCUGUAUUUUAAGUUAAAUAUUGAAGGAAUUUUAUUGAAUAUUUAUGUAAUUUUCCAAUGCAAAGUAUGGAAAAAAACAUAAUUUGAAGUUGUAAUCCUUUUGAGUCCUGUGCAUUUUGCAGAAACUAAAACAAAAGUCUUCCUUGGAAUUACUAAAAGCACGCUAAAACGAUGAGUAAAUGAAACCAAACUCGUUGGCCCAAACUGAAAAUGAAUCAUUAAAGUUAAAAAUCCAUGAUCGAUAGCUCAACAACCUCAAAAAGAAAGAUCUAACUUUGCUUUAAGGUGUACAGAAGAAUACGGGUCCAUGUUUUGGUGCAGUAACAGGACCAAAUCGUGAGGUAGUAAUAUAUCAAAAGUAAUUGUAAGCACAUUUGUACUCACUUUUCUCUCCAGCUGGACUCUGCAGGCUUUACUAUUAUUGAAUAUGGGCCGCAGCUUCACCACAAUAGCAGCCGUAAGCCUGAGGCAGAUUUUGAUUGUGUGUCUCACAGUCUAUUAUUGUUUCUGAGGGAUAAAGCUCGUUACAUUCAUGCUGCGCUACAGUGAUAUUGGAUUACUGGACAGUCUGCGGCACUAGAAUAAACAUUAUGUAUUGUCUGUGUGUUCUUUGCUGAGUAACUUUAUAAGCUGUCAGAGUGAUGAGGCUGCGUCAGUCUCAUUCCUAAACAGCGCUCCUAUACCACACCGGCUCUCAGUUUACCAUGCAACCUUUUCUGAGGGGAUUUCAGAGAUUGUACAUCAGGGUACAGUUAAACCUCCCCCGGCCCUGAACACCACCAGACCCAGACCAGCAUAACCACCUCCCUGAUCUGAUUCUCGUUGAAUUAUAUUAUGCUCAUCUUUAACCAAAAUUUGUAAAAAUCUUAUACGCUACAUGUCACAUCCAUCCAUUCUCACCACGUUCAUUAACAGCUGGAGGAGGCUGCUCAGUGAAGAGCCCAUCAGUAUUAACUAAUCCCAUUCACACAUAUUUAAACACGCCUGACUUUGCCAUCUAGAGUAUCAGGAGGGGGUUCAGUGUCUCUCACAAGGACACUUAAGCAUGUGAACUGCAGGAUCUGCCAAUGAGCCACCUUUACCACCUCUCCAGCUGCAAAGACACUCAUCAUGUCGACCAUGUCAACUACGAGCCAAGCAGGCCAGCUCACACACUUUAAAGUAAAACCAUAAAAGAGCCCUUAUCUACGCGAGCGUAUUGCAUUCACUUACAAAAAAAAGGAAACUGUUUUUUGACUAUUUUAUUCUUCUGUUUUUUGUAAGAAUAUUUUUUCCCUCUUUUUGUUUUUUCAGACAAAUAUUUACUCUGUUUUUCGGACUUUUUUUUUUUUUUUGUCUUUCUGUUUUUGUCUUGACUAUUUUUUCCCCUAACUAUGGCUACGUUCACACUGCAGGUUAUGAUGCACAAUUCGGAUUUUUUGUUAAAACCGAUCUUUUUGUGCGGUCGUUCACAUUACAACGACAAAUGCUGCAUCUAAUGUGAACAGAAUGCGUCCGUGAAGUUACCCACAUGCGCACAAAGCACAAAUUGCUUUCCGCGCCUGUUUGUGUUGUCGAACAAUGGUGACGUUUGUCGCAUAUUGAUGACGUACAGGUCAGAUGAACGCGACCUGAGUGUCCACACUGCAGUCACAUCGGAUUCAUAUCCGAUUUAUAUCCACAUACAGAAGAGGCCUGGGUCGGAUUUGAAAAAAUCAGAAUCAGAAUUGCACUGUUCACACACUUGUAUAUAAAAAAAAGUUUAUACACCCAAUCAUUCAUGACAUUAUAUUGUUGUUGGAGGUGUUUGUCACAUAUAUACAGAGCAUCUAUGAGAAAAUGAUGAUACUUAUAUCUUUACCACCUUCUUUUUUCGUGUCUUCCUGCUCACUGUUUGUUUUUUUGUUAUACAUCUGCCGUUAGUCCUCAAUUAAAAAAAAAAAAACUUAAGAAACCACCUCAUUCUAGCAAACUGACAAAGUUAGCGAAUAUAUCAAAGCAUUUAGUGGUUUCAGAGUGAGACACUUACAUCUGGAGUCGAUGCGAAUCACAGCGAGGCUGUAGGGAGAGCGAAUAUUCAACAUCAGUGACUCCAAAUGAAUGCUAAUGGUGCGUCAUGUCGGCGAAAUGUGAAAAUAAGCAACAGGAUGUUUGCCAUAACAGCUUUAUAAGGUGAUAACAUGUAGUGUUUACAGCUUGUCUCGAUACCAUUAGGUAGUCAGAAUGUCACUGAUGUUGCUGCGGUCCUUCUGCUUAUUACGUGUUUUUUUCAUUGAGCUGCUUUUCAAAUACGAACCCAUCUACCUGGAUAGAUUUAGAGGUGUCUCAUGUGAGUAAAUAAAGAUGUUAUAAUGUCUGCCACCUUGUUAGUCUACAAACAUCAAUCUCCUUUGUUAGGUGACUGCAGAAUGAUGUAUUUCUACUGUUUGUACUGUACCAUGUCCGCACUUGCCCGGUGUCCUCUUUCAUUCUCACCUCCGCUGGUAAAUUGGCGCUGGGGACACGAGUGUUAAAGCUGACAGCUGACGAGCUGUCUCUACUGGGAACAGAGCGAGGGACAAACAGAGUAUAGGUCAGGUUUUUCCGGUGUUGACAGAUGGGUGCCAGUAUAUAGGCGCCGGCGCUCUGUCACCCUGCCUACUCCAGAUAGCGAUGUACCGAGACGUGGAAAGGCCUCAGGUCAAUGUGUCCAGUCAGACACGUCUCAAUAAGUGUCAAUCGUUUGUGUCCGGACACAAAUAUGAAUGUAUGUGUUGGUAUCCAUGCGCAGUAGUAUCUGUGUCAGUCUGUCCUCUUUAAUUCUCUGCGGCGACACGUGCGUGUGCGUUAAGUUUCCUCUCUCAAUCCUCUUCUCCAGCGUAUCAACUGUUGGUGUCAGGGGCAUCACCUGCUUCCUGUUCUCUCUCGUUGUCUUGUCCCUCACAUUACUCGGUCAGUGAGCACUAAACUGGGACUGCUGCUAACUCUUUCCAGGAGGUGGAUGCCAAAUUUCCAUAACUUAAUUAUCAGGCAUCUUUGCCUGAUAUAGGAUUGCUCAACAGUUUAGCGUCUCCUUUGUUGUAGAUUCAGGCCAUGAUGUGUCAGAUGUGGUCAGGUUAGUCCAGCACUCAGACUCUUCUGCUGCAGAGUAGGGCUGCACAAUUUUAGCCAAAAAGAAAAUCCAGUUUUUUUUCUCAGAAAACUCAAUUUUCUAUUUUCUAUUUUUUAUUCAGUGACAACUUCACCAAACUUCACUUUAAAAAUAAAAGUUUUUCUAUCAUCUCUCAAAAUGAAACCACUGAAAACAAUGUAGUGCGUAUGCCAAGCCAGUCAGUGGCGCUGUAACGCUGCACAGGAAAUGCACAAAAGACAGAAGAAGAGUACAGAUCAUGUGUAUAAAGGUUGUUUUGGUCGGACACGCACAAGCGCCAUAAAAGAGUUACGCUGUGUGUCACAUGAUCGUUCUCAGAGAUGCAGAUAGACAUCCACACGGAGAUGAAAUGGUCGUCAUUUAUGAAUUUUUGCACUCUCUGACCUGUUUUCAAAAAGUAACGUUUACAGUCACCGGAAACACCUUGUAAUAAAUCUGAAAGUCUUUCCUGACAAAGGUUCUGUCUGGAUGGCAGCAGAAGUUACUCUUAAAACUUUAUAUAUUAUUCAGCAUUGGCUAACCAUCCCAUGAACACUUGCGCAUCUCCAGACCAUCAUACAUUCUGGUUUCUGUUUUUUUAAAAACAAAGUUGAGCAGAGGAUGUAGCGUGCAUAAUUAAAAAAAAAGUCACCUUUAUUUCUGGUUCAUGUCCAUAGAUGGUUUCCUCUUUGUGCAGUGUUCACCUGGAUGCAUUGACAUUGCUGCAUUCACAGUCAGUGAUUAUGAGCCUAUGCGGUGAUUCCAACUACAGAGUCAUGUUUGAUUUAAUGCAGAGCUGCUUUUCCAAGAUUUCUCCAGAUUCUCUCAGUCUUUAAAUGAUCAUAUUUAGUGUGGAUUAUUGAUGAUGAAACCCUAAUUUUUUUUUUGCAAUUUUAAUCAAGAAACAGAAAAAAGGGGAAGUGGUCAUCAGUCGAAUCCUGAACCUGUUUUAAAUGAACCUCAUUAGUCGGAGAAGUUUCUUGCCAUCUUUUUUUAAGCAUUACAGCUCUUUCAGUAAUUCAUUUUUAAAUUCUAUUCUUGGCAUCAGAUUUAAAAUGAACAUAUUGGUUUCCACAAAACACUAAAAUCUUUUAUUUUUAACAUUUGAUACGUCGUCUUAGCUAGGGUGACCAUAUUCUGAAUCCCCCCAAAAGAGGUCAAUAUGCGGGGCGUCCUCUAGGGUUUUGCGGGUCGAGUGUUUUUUACGGGCUUCUAACUCAGUUAGUCCAGGACAUUUGAAGGUUUUAAAAACUCACUCGGACAGGCCGGACAGACCCCAAAAUUAGAGGACAUGUUCGGGUAAGAGAGGAUAAAAGUCUUCGCAAAUUUUAGGUUUAAAUGAUUCAGAAACAAUCAAAACCUGAUUUUAAUCAAUAAUUAACGGCAGAUAAAGACCUCAGAUUGUAUUUAUCACAAGUUUUAUAAAAAUCUAACUGUAUGAAAACAUUUUUUAAUCAUGACUUAAACCUCAAACUUUUUGUAAAAGCCCUCCCCCUCAUGUUUGUUUUUGCACCGUUAUGCAACGAUCUGCUGACACAUCCUCUCCAGUAAAAACAACUCGGCCAUGAGAACCGCUCGGCAUUUGUCGAGGUUCAAAAAUACCUUCAAUGCUCGUGUCUUUAACGAUGGUUAAUAAAGUUUUUGCGGCCUUGCACACGCUCGCACCUGUCGGUUUGCUUCCUGCUGUGAGACAAUGUAAAAAAAAACUGCAUGGACCUCUAAGACUCUUGUUUCUCCAAACACUCAGAUUAAACUUCGCAGACUCUCUUUUUAUCGGCAGAUUUGGUUUUCUUAUCUUCUCCGUAUUCUUGGCUGGCAGCACUUUUUUAUUUGUUUGUCUUAGUUUUUACGGCGUCAUAUUUCAGUCCCAGAUUCUUGGGAUUCUAACACCUGACUGAAGGGCUUUUGAAGUGUCUCAAAUGUCACAUAGCAACCCUCUCCAGCAUCUCCCCCCUAACCCGCAUCAAUCCCCGACUGCACACCCGAGCCCCCCAGCUCUUAUCACAGGCCACCCAGCCCCUGACGUCUACAGGGGGCUGCGCUUUAAUUUGGACCUCAGCCAUUUGCUAUUCUUAAAACUGUGCGGAGCAGAACUGAAGGAGAGGUCUCUGUUCUCCGUCGGCUGAAAUGGUUCCUGUCCUUUGGAGCAUCGAGACUUGGUGAAAGUGAUCGGACAGGGAUUUUGAGAGGGUUUCGCUUUACGUGAGGAGGUCUCUUGUGAAUUCGUCAUGAAUUCCAGCCUUGUCAACUCUUUAGCCAAAGUCUACGAUCCGAACCCUCUCCACGGUCAGAAACCUGGAGGAAGGAAGCUCUCUUUUAAUGGAUCCGAGAAGUCCUCUUCUACUUCAUCUUCACCUUCUUCAUCCCCCUCUCACGACAGCACCCUGCGCCGCAUGGAGAGCCGAAUGGACUCCCUGAGCUCCCAGAUGGAGCGCUUGCUCAACAUGCAGCAGAUCGUCCUCACUCGGCUGGACGGCUUGUCCCAGGACGUGAAGGGGAUGGGUCGGGAUCUGGCUUCUUUACGCGAAGAAGGGAGAAGAGGGUCAGGGAUGGAGGCGGCGUGCAGGGAGCUGUGCGGGGCCGUGGAAAAGGUCGGAGAGCGGAUGGAGAGUCAGGGGCGCAGGCUGGAUGGGGUGGAGAAGCUGGUGGAGGGAACCCAGCAAGUGAUCAGCUUUAUUGGGGAGGUGGUGAAGGGGUCGAGGCUGGUGGAGCUGCUUUUUAAACAGCCUGGAAACAAGGCCAACAAGAAGGUGAGAGCGUGAACGACACAGAUUUAAGAUAUUAGAAGAAGAAGGUGGUUUAAGGAGAUCUUGUCUCUGCUCAAAUCUGGUUUAGUUUGGUAGACCUUUCUGUGAAACUAUGAAGAACUUGGUCACCUAACAGUUUGUAUUGUUUAUUGUUAUUCCAGUCUUGGCUGCAUACUAUGGAGGCCUUCUUCUCUCUUAUAAUAGCUCACCAUAUAUUUAUAACCCUGUCUGUGUCUGCAGAUAUUAUACAUGAUUCUUUUCAUUUGGCCUCCUGAGGGCCUAAUGAACCGGUCUACCUCUGAUCUAGACUUCCUUUACCCAUCAUCUCCUCAUCUACCUGACAUAUUUUUGACCCGACAACAUUCCUCUCCAGCCUGAUACGGCUCCUCAUGGAUCUUUUCUUAGCUCUGCUGUACUCCAACAUGUCAUUCUCUGUAAUGUUAAGUAGUUUUCCUUUGUGCUGUGGUUGUCCUCGUGUUUCUAAGGUGUGAGUGAUUCGGGUCAGACUGGGUUAUCUUAUCCGUACCCUGUCUUUAUCAGCAGCUGUGUAGUGUCUCUGCAUAGGUGACAUUGCUGCAUUGAUUGAUUAAAUUAGCCACCACAUAGUCUGUGGAUGAGUCAGUGACAUGUUUAUUAUCCGGGAUUCUUGGAGGGAUGUAGAGGCGCCUGUUGUGUAAUUUCUCUGAGAGUGGAUUUCUCACAUAUUCUGCUGAUUCAGAGGUUGUUUUUAGCGACGGUAAACAGAUUUCUCACUACGAACACGGGUGUGUCCAGAGGGUGGGAAAACUGGGGCACUGACUACUACAGGUGGUCGUAUUUAAAUCCCACAUUUAGCAGGAUGUAGUCGUCAGCUCCCCUCCUGUCGCUGAAGGGAUGUUGUGUGGUGUAUCAUAACAAAUUUGGUUCAGCCUUUAUUUUGAUAUAAGAUUAUGUAGGUUACCAGUUUGCCCGUUCCUUCACAGCUACAGCAAAGAAAAAUACUUCACCAACAAAUCUGUGAGACUGAAUUUUCUCUAGUUUUAAACUAAAGUAAGAAAACAAAGUAUGAAUGAGACGACACCACAUCUGCGACUGUUGAUACCUUAUCUCUCCACCUGAUCCCGAGAACAUCAUAUCUGAGUUACCAUGGCAACCAUAGGCACUGUGACACCCCGACUCUAUGUCUAGAAAGUGUAAAAAUGCACAAUAACCAAAACUGUAGACUGUAUAUAGAAUGGACGUCGUCUGCCUCCUCGCUGGGUGAAGCCACCGCGAGAACAGCACCCUCUGGUGACGGGCUGCAGUAUAGAUCAUAAAUCCCGCCUCCUCCAGCAAUUCCUAUGGAGCUGUGGACAAACUUUAUAAAUGAAUGACACAGAAUAUAAAUGUUUCUCCCCCCGGUUGUGAUGUUGACAUGGAGCUACAGUCAGACUAGUUUGUGCUCAAGUCCUCUUUUUUCUGUACAGCUCCGUUUUUAAAGGUUAUUAGGGGGUUCAUGUUUGCUAUGAUUGACACUUGAUACAGCCUAUGGGAGUACGGAGAUUGCGUAGCUCACCUGGGGGGAUACUCUGUUUGAGCCAAGCGUCAUCAUGGCGACUCUCCCACCAAAUGCGUACAACGCUACUGUGCAAGAGGUGGUUCCAGGAAGUGGAGAAAAUCCUGGAAAUUCUGAGAGCAAUUUGGCUUCUAAUCCAUAUAAUGACGGAAGGCGGAGCCAAGUUAUUUAUCGUAUAUAAAGCCUAUGAACCUAAUCUAAAAUCUGACUCCUGCCUCUGUAACCGCAGAUAACCUUUAACCCAUACUACAUGAAGCUUCUGCAAGUGAUUUGACUUCCAAAGCAAAUAAUUUUCUGUCUUUCUGUGUUUUUUUUUUUUUAAAUCCAGGCAAAGGAUGAGAAGGAUAAAGCCAAACAGACCCAGAAGGGCUUGAAGACCCAGAAGAAGAGGAAACCUCUGGACACAUCAGGUAGGCUCCGACCCCAGAGUUGACUUUGAAGCCUGCAUGAUGGCUCCUAAGUACAGAUAAAUGAUGUUUCUUUGUCCUACUUUAGAUGCGACCAUACUCAGCGAGCCGGUGCUGCAGGAACAGGUGGAGAAGCUCAACAGGCAGAACACGGAGCAUUCGCAGCACGUGAAAUCAGAGUCCGACAACCAGAGAGCAGAGGACAGGGGGAGACAGGAGCCGGUGGAGCUGAUCCUGGAUGAACCUCGCACGUCUGCACCUGAGUCAGAGAGCAAGAAAGCCACUGAGGAGGAAGAGGAGGAGGAGGAGGAGGAGGAUGCUUUCCAGGACUCAGAGGUAGAGGAGGAGAAGGUGAAGGAUAAAAGUUUAGAAAAGACUGUUAAAGUGGAGGAUGAAGCGAAGAAAGAAGAGCCGUUCAAACCGGAAACGGACUCGAGUGUCAUCACAGAUAUCUCCAAGACCUCCGUCCAACCACAGGAGAGGUACUCCAAACUGACCGCUAUAAACAGUCUGGUAAAAAAAAGAAAACUUCUCCAAACUUAAGGUUUAUUUAUUCUGUUUUGUUUUGUGAACGCCCAGCCCCGAGGAGGUCGGCGACGUGGCCACUUGCAGCAAACGUCGCGUCACGGAAGAAGACCUGGUGAAAGACGACCUGAAGAAAAGCCGGGUGGAGGACAGCGGAGUGGAAAAAGCUGAGGGACAGGCGGUGGAGGGGGGAGAACCGAAGGCCUCCAAACCUGAGGAGGCAAAGACGGAGGAGGAAGUGAAGGAGGCGGAGCCUGAACAGAAGGAAUUUACUAUAGGUGAGAAACUUAGACAGAGUAUGGAUGUCACAUGAUCUCGUAAAUGUGGUUUAAGUAUUUUUUAGAUCAAUGAUGGUAGUUUUUCUUGGCUCCCAUGUGCAUAUUCUUUUACUUACCUCCUUACUGAAGUGGCAAAGUUUAUACAUGACGUGACUUUUACACCUGCAAAGGUCAGGAUCUGUUAAUAAGUUGAAGUAUUGUACUCAAGAACUGCGGCUUAAAAUAAGUUCAGUUGACAGACACGGUAAAAAGCCUUGGAGAUAUUUAAAAACCAACAAUGAUAGGAGAUUAAAAAAAGGUGUCAAAGGUCAGAGAAACAAAUUUCUUCAGUCAAAAUCUGCCUAAAAAUCAAAGCUGAUGCAGAAAACAAACGUUCAGAUCUCCUGUAGAUCCACUUUAGUGCCGUGUCGGUUCACGCAGACUCUCCAUAAGGACUCUCCCCGCCGGGUUGUUAGCUGUUGACAUUUGACUUUAUGUUCCUCAGACUUUGGAGCAGAUCCAGUGUCAUAACACCGUGCCUGCUGAGCGUCACUAACAUGUCAGUGGACACAGGUGGCAGAGCAGAUAAUGAGAUGUUGGCGUGCUGCUAUUUCAGACCACUUUGUCUCCAGGGUGGGGGCCUCCACUUCUGCCUCCGUCUCUGUUUCUUCUUUUUAAUCAUUUUUUCCUCUUCUCUUCUUCAGACUUAAGCCCUCCACCUUUGGCGCCUUUUGACCACCGCAUCGUGACCCCCAAACCCCAUCAGAUCGCCACUUACUACACCAUCAACAGAGACGAGGUCCUCGGAGGGUGAGUCGAUCCUGCCACUUCAGUUUCAGAUAAUGAAAUAACAAAGGACCUCACACCCUGAGAGGGGACGCCUAAUCGUUUUCUCCAAGACCCUUUUAUCGCCCCCUAAAGGACGGAUGAUUGGGACCCUCAGGAGGGGUGGACUAGUUAGGGAGAGAGCGGGUCUCUCUGAUGUAAGAGUCUGGUGUUAAAUCCUCCCUCUCAGAGUGGAGAUUACCCCUCAACACGCAAGCACAUUCCUCACAUCCCUGACAUAAUGGCACAGUAUAUAACCCUAAUUACUGUGCUCAUUAUCCUGGCAUGUGUGUGGAAGUUAGAUUCCCAAUUAAUGAGCUAUUUUUACAACAGAAAAAGCAUCUGUGUUUAGUCUACAAGGUCAGGAAAUGUCUGUUUAAAGACACCUCUCAAUAUUUUCUCAGUCCAAAAAUCAAAAGAGAUUACAUAACUGCGAUCGCACACAAAAACUGAAUCCUGGUUGAUGUUGUAAUCUCUUAAUCCGAUAUUUUAUAUGUUAAUGUCUGAAUGUCUGAUUGACUUAUUAAUAUGUUUGUUUUUCUUGCAUUAGGGGACGUUUCGGACAAGUCCACAAGUGCACGGAGAACUCGUCUGGUCUGACGUUGGCCGCCAAGAUCAUCAAAGCCAGGAGCCAGAAAGAGAAGGUGCAGAAAACGUCGCACGAUGAAAACUUAGUGAUGUUUUUUUGGAUGUUCCUUCUGCAGACAGUUUGAGAGGAGAUACAGCUCAAUAACUCCGAGUGUGUGAGGCGGUUUAUCAGCUGUUUAUCAGAGUUACUUUCCCCGUAUCAUCAGAUAGUGGUCUCGGAGAGAUCAGAUGUUGGAACAUUGCUCUGCGGUUACAGAUAUCCAGAAAGUUAGGAGCCAACUAAACACUCAGUCAGAUCCUCGUCUGUCCUAGUAGCUGUCAGCGCUCCUGUUACUGUUUGUCUGUUUGAUUUAUUACAUCAAAUGUGUGGGAUAUAGAUGUCAGUCAUGUGUGCAGUGGUCCAAACUGUAAGAAACAUUUCCAAAUUUGAUCCGACUUCUUAUUUCCUGUCUGUCGCUCAGGAGGUGGUGAGGAAUGAAAUCCAGGUGAUGAACCAGCUGAACCACGCCAACCUCAUCCAACUGUACGCCGCCUUCGAAUCCCGCCAUGACAUCAUCCUGGUCAUGGAGUAGUAAGUCCUGAUACCUGUUUGAAUCCCGAGCAGAGCCGGCUGUUCCCUUUUCUCGCUGUAAUCCUAAAAAUCUGUCAUUGUGUCGCAGCGUGGAGGGAGGAGAGCUCUUCGACCGCAUCAUCGACGAGAACUACAACCUGACGGAGCUGGACACGGUUCUGUUUAUACGCCAGAUCUGUGAGGGGCUGCAGUACAUGCACAAGAUGUACAUCCUGCAUCUUGACCUCAAGGUAAACCAGUUCCUACAAGACCUGAACCCCUUUCUUUUUAGUUUUCUUUUCGUGUCCAGCUCUACUUUUUAUUUAUUUUGCCGUUAAAGAGCAGCUUGUUGGAUAAUCCAUCAUAGUUAGAUUUAAUGCAAUCCUGUAGAAGAGCCAGCUGCACGGUGGUAGGCUUAAUAACUGCCCUCUGUCUGCCUCUUAAGAAAAAGGGAGUAUGGCGCCCUCUUGUGGCAAGCACCUGAACUUGGUUUCAAAGCAUCUUAACAAACUGCAGGAGGAAUUUAAACUCAUAGCACAGCUGUUUUUAUUUACCUAUUUAUUCAUUUUGGCUGAAUGAAACCACCGUCUCCUUUGAGGGGCUGAAUCCUGAAGUGUCUGAGAAGAGUUUGCGAACUCUACCUUCUGUCUCGUCUUGUGUUUUGUCUCCUUUUAAUUACGAUCCUUCUGUUUUGUUCUUUUCCAGCCCGAGAACAUUCUUUGUGUCAGCAGAGCCACUAACAAGAUUAAAAUCAUCGACUUCGGCCUGGCCAGGAGGUAAAACACGUUCCUCUGUGAGAGCUUUGUUGGCUCACCUUUCGUAGGAAAACGUUCUCAUGUGUUUCUGCUCUGACAGGUACAAACCCAGAGAGAAGCUCAGGGUCAACUUUGGUACUCCUGAGUUUUUGGCUCCUGAAGUCAUCAACUACGAGUUUGUUUCAUUCCCCACAGACAUGUGGAGCCUCGGCGUCAUCACCUACAUGCUGUGAGUAAAGAACCUGCUUCACUACUUCAUUUUAGUACCAAACAGCAGCAUCCCUGACCUGAUUUUUCUUCUCUCGCUCCAGGCUCAGCGGUUUAUCUCCGUUUCUGGGUGACGAUGAUAACGAGACGUUGAACAACAUCCUGGCCUGUCAGUGGAACUUUGAGGAAGAGGAGUUCACGGACAUCUCGGAGGAGGCCAAAGACUUCAUCACCCUCCUGCUGGUGAAGAGUAAGAGCUGGAGGAUGAGUGCGGCAGAGUCCCUCAGACACCCCUGGCUGUCAGACCGGAGUCUGCACUGUCGGCUACAUCAGAAGGUGAGGAUUAUGUUAAUGUAGAUGUUGUCAGAGCUCUAAAAACACACAUUUAAUACCUCUUUAUAUCAGCUGUUUGCAAACUUGUACAUAGUCAAAGAAUAAAUAUUACCAAAAUAAAAUCCAAUUAACUCUUUUGGUGAUAAAAGGCUUAAUUAUCAGGCUAAUUCCUCUGUAUUUAAACUGGUUAUCAUUGUUUCAACCAUGUCUCAGGACUGUUUUAAUCCUUAUUGGUUAGUUGCAAAAAAUGUGCCAAUUUAAUAUCUUAUUGUAUAUUUUAUAGUGGCCCUCUGCUGGUCAGUAGAGAGAAUGCAGGAUUGAGACGUUCCUCACUUUGUAAUGUGGAGUCUGUGAUCAAUUCUUUUGUGUGAUCGAUAGGAAACUUUUUUUUCCCCAACAUUUUUUAUUGAGUUUUCCUUGGAUGUGUUUCAACAGCAAACGUCAGGGCACAAGGGAUUCAAUUCAACACCAAAAUAAUGAUGAUAAUAAUAAUAAUAAAAAUUUAAAAGAAAAAAAUAAAUAAAUAAGAUGAGCAAGUCUGUAAAUAUCAAAGUAAAAAAAAUGCCAAGAUCAUACAGAAUCAGAUCAUACCAAAACAAUGCAAAUAAAAUAAAAUAAAAUAACCACAUCAAGGAAAUAGAGAGGAAAUAAAUAAAAUAAAGUAAAACAAACAAAAAAUAAAUAAAUAAAAAUAAUAAAAUAAAAAAUUAAAUAAAGUAAAGAAAAACAAACAAACAAAAAAAGAGUAACAAAUUAUAACAUAAAGAAUAAAGUACAGUUUAACACAAAAAAGAGUAAAAAAAAAUAUUAUAAUAAAAAAUUUAGUAAAGUAAAACAAACAAACAAAAUAAAUAAAUAAUAAAAUAAAAAAUAAAGUAAAGUAAAACAAAAGGAGCCAAAAAAUAAGAUUUAAAAAUGAAAAAAAAGAUUUAAAAAAGGGAGGGGAUCUUUUCUCUGAUCGAUGGAAAAUCUUCUAUUUGUGAAGUUAUCAUACUGGAACAUUAUAAUUGAGUGUCUACACAGACUUAGGUAUCUGAUGAUAUUGUUGAUCAUAUUAAAAACUGAGACGGGAGGAUGAAAGAGAGAAAACCAGGAUACUCAAGUCCGUGUAAACACACUCAUAGAUUAUCUCAUUAAUUAGUGUUAACAGUGAAUUUUAUAUUGUUGCAGAAAAACAAGUGUCACUCCACACACGCCCCGUCUCCAGAGAGCCCAGCAGGUGAGUGGAUGAAUGUUUACCAGUCGGCCUGUUGAACAAGUUCUCUUCUAAUCAGUUUUGGUGUUCCUGCUUUUACCCUCAACAUAAAACCUGAUCUGUUCCUUUUUGUUCUCCAGGAACGCUGUGA
This is a messenger RNA of Xyrichtys novacula (pearly razorfish), 35372 nucleotides long. NCBI's taxonomy places the organism in Eukaryota, Metazoa, Chordata, Actinopteri, Labriformes, Labridae. The record is from the annotation of a GenBank genome assembly.